Messenger RNA from Puccinia triticina, 1269 nucleotides. RefSeq lists its product as uncharacterized. The record is from RefSeq and is a predicted model, not a curated record. NCBI's taxonomy places the organism in Eukaryota, Fungi, Basidiomycota, Pucciniomycetes, Pucciniales, Pucciniaceae. The transcript is spliced from 2 exons. The coding region runs from base 1 to 1269 and encodes 422 amino acids.
AUGGCCAACUCUCAAGAACGCGCGAUGUCAGGGCUGAUCGAAUCCUUCAGCUCACUUGGAAAUGAAGGUAGUUCAGAUCAGAUCAAAUACCACGAGGUUGUGGUCGCCAAUGAGAUAGGACGUAUCAGCGAUGCAUAUUACACACUUUCCGAUAACAUCGUCAAUCGCCCAGACCCACUCGUACUAUUCAACCAAGUCGAAAUCAGAACGGAGCUCAUAGAUCAACUCAAAUCAAAACAUUUCCCUAGCCUAAAACGCCAAGUCACAGCCCUUUCGAACGCACUUAUCAGUCGCUCCAAUCCUAAGACCACCCCAAUUUCGCAACUCAAACUAGCGCUGAAAGCUCUGUCAAAGCUGGAUGUCACCUUGGGUAAAAUUAAAUUUGCCGUGGCUUGCAUCAACCCAGGCUUGGACCCACAAGAAGUCAGGCAUGACCAGGACUUCAAGAAAGCGAAACAAGCCACAUGUUCCCGCCUGGGUCUCAUAGCAAACGUGGUGACCGGAAACAUUUGCGACUUUCUUCGAAACUGUCAUCGUUUUAUGGUGGGGUCAGGGCUCGCAGUUGCCGUCGAGGACGCUCAGAGGAGGAGAGAAAUGCUCGCGAUGGCACAUAUUUCCUCCGUUUCUAUCGACAGGGCACUCGAAUUCAUGAACAUGUCUGAAUUGAAUUUUAUCCGAGAUGGAUGGCAAUCGCACAUAGACUCGAUGGAUGACUGCCUCCAAAAGUUUAUCACAUUCUGUAAUCGACCCGCACCUCAAUCAAAACAUCGAACUCGUUCCCGGCCUGUGAAUGAAGAUCGGAAUACUAGAUCCAAUAUAGCACCACUACGCGGUCAACCUCGUACAAUAACAUCGGUGAUCGCACUGAUCAAAAUAACAAGGAUGUUAUUGGCAAAGCUGCAACAUAUGUCAGCCGAUAAAGAAAACUUCAGCAUGGUCACCAAUCUGACUUCCAGGGAGCUCGAUAUAUUCACUCAAAUGGCUACCAUGCUUGCUGAAAGUAUCGAGAAGCUGGUCGAGGCUCUGUGCGGGGAUAUUGACGGAGACCAGUUCGAAGAUAUCAUGACUAUCCAUGAUUCAAUCUCUCAGCUUCAAACUUUCCCUAAAACUAUCUUCUUUAUGGCCGACCAUAUUUUUCUCCCUGUGGUCCAUCAAGCAGAUCAACCUUCUCAUAAGAUGUACUACAAGGCUUGGUUUUAUCAGUGGAACAGACUCCACCAGUUGGCCGCUCAAAACUUCCUCGAUGCUUUCAGAUUCAACCCAACAUAA